Molecule: messenger RNA, 663 nt
Organism: Aspergillus niger
Lineage: Eukaryota; Fungi; Ascomycota; Eurotiomycetes; Eurotiales; Aspergillaceae
Exons: 1
Coding region: 1-663 (220 amino acids)
Source: RefSeq, a predicted model, not a curated record
AUGGUGAGGGUUGGGGGGGAGGCGGCGAUGAAAAGCGUGGGUGAACACUCGACAAGAAUCUUCUUCCACUCGAUUUAUCUUUUGCCUCCCGGAGCUUCAAUCCAAAAAGAAUCAGCAGCCGGUCCCGUGCCAGGCUCAAAAGGGAAGGCGCUCGGGGCACAGGAACGAUCCCCCGCUAAUCCCAAAGGGGACUGGCGGGAUCGGGGCAAUCCGCCAGGCGACGAGGUGUCGAGGUGUCGAGGCCGGCCAGACAGGCGCUCAGGCCAAGUUCAGGCCAGGUUCAGGCAGUCUCAGGUGUUGAAGUUGCCAUGGAGACUCCCGACGCCAAAAUGUCAACAGCGUCAAGCUGCGAUUCCCAGCUUCAGCCGGUUUGCGAACGGCUUCGAACUACUUAUUAGUCAACUAGUCAACACUGUUUGGUCUGGUUUCUCUGUUUCUUCCUUCUUCCCGUCACCUUCACCCCUCCCCCGUCUCCUUGUUUUUACUUCAUCCUCGUUGGUCCGGUGGUGGAUGGUGUGUUGGUUUUGUCUUCUUCACUUGCAAUUGUCUAUCCUGUCGAGCGUGCCGUCAUUGUUGCACAUCGCCCAUUUUCACCAUCUCGGUUGCCCUGUUCUGCCUACGAUCAGCAUCCCUUCGUUUGUCGGACCAAUUCUUUCGCAGUAG